UUCAAAUGGUGAGGAAGGCUACACUCUGUAGUCCGUGUCAGGUGAUCUAAUAACAGUGGUUAGAUCAACUCUUCCCCCUCGCCGGCCACCCUGAAAGGAACUCCAAUGGCCCCUCUCGCCCCAAGGACUGGCGAUGCGGUCUUCGCCAGCGUCGAACGCGUCAAUGCGGAGCUGUUCACGCUUACGUACGGCGCGAUUGUGCGGCAGCUCCUCACGGAUCUGGAGGAGGUGGAGGAGGUUAACAAGCAGCUCGAUCAGAUGGGUUACAAUAUUGGAGUUAGAUUGAUUGAUGAGUUUCUGGCCAAGUCUGGUGUAUCCAGAUGUGUUGACUUCAGGGAAACAGCUGAUGUGAUUGCGAAGGUUGGUUUCAAAAUGUUCUUAGGGGUCACUGCAUCUGUGACCAAUUGGGAUGCUGAGGGGACAAGUUGCAGCCUUGUUUUGGAUGAUAAUCCCCUAGUGGACUUUGUUGAGCUUCCUGAUACAUGCCAGGGCCUUUACUACUGCAACAUCUUGAGUGGAGUUAUAAGAGGAGCAUUGGAAAUGGUGUCAAUGAAGACUGAAGUCACCUGGGUCCGAGAUAUGCUACAUGGGGAUGAUGCGUAUGAGCUGCGAGUGAAACUUCUGAAGCAAGUUCCAGAGGAAUACCCAUACAAGGAUGAUGAGUAACUUCUGAAGCAAAAAAAUUAUCAAGCAUGAAAUGGAAACUUUUACCUGGAGAUAAAGCAAAGAAAACUCGACGAUCUGUGAUCGGACUUGAUUGGAGGCUGGACGUGGCCAAGUAGGCUGUAGUGCGGCAAAAUUGGUUUAUGAGGAAAAACUGAUUCCACUUUACUCUUUUAUGAUUUCACCACUUCUAAUCCUGUGGGUGAUGCUCAUGUGACUUGGAUUUAUUGGGAUCAUUGUCUUGCCUUUCUUCAACCAAACGGCUGGGAUGGUCCGAAUGGAACUCAGCUCAUUCUUAUUCCCAUUCCAAGGGCCAACUUCAACCAGCCAAAUGUGCUCUCGGUUUGGUGAAACAUGCACCCUAACCGACAUGAUAGCAACUCUAUAUAUAAUGGAGAAUGAAGUUUUUGCAUA
Molecule: messenger RNA, 1077 nt
Organism: Elaeis guineensis (African oil palm)
Lineage: Eukaryota; Viridiplantae; Streptophyta; Magnoliopsida; Arecales; Arecaceae
Source: RefSeq, a predicted model, not a curated record